UAAAAUACUUUUAAACAAAAAAGAAAAACUUAGCCGAGAUGCCGAAGAAAAAAACGGCCAAAGUUAAAAAGGCGAAAGCAGGGAAAGGGAAAAAGGACGGGAAACAGGAUUCCAAAGCGGACAAGGAAACGGACGUGGAAAAGUCCAAGGCCACCGCUGCCCUAUGGGAGCUGAGGUCGAAGGUAACGGACCAGUCUCUGGGUCAGUACCAGGAAGCUUGCGGUAGGUUGGCCCGGGUCAACGAGGAGCUCACCACGCAGCUGUACCGAGCAGAGAAGGAAACCAUCGACGUGUCGGCGUUUCAGCUGAAACGGGAUGCGACCAGAGAGCAACAGAUCACUGUGCUGUACCAAAGCCUCAGAAGUCAAGAGGCCAGGGCACGUGAGGAACAAAACAGACUGGAGGAAGAUUACAUACUUCAAAUCGAGGAAAUGAAGGAACUGUUCAGGAAACGCUCAGCUGACUUCAACAUGAUCGAGGACGGGUUCAAGAAGAUUGAGGCGUUUCAGAUGAAGAAAGCCCAAAUGGAGCAGGAGCUCAGUGAUAUCAGAGAGAAAAUGGAAGCCGCUGACAAGGAGCACAGGGAAAAUCUAAACAAAAUGGAGUACAGAUUCUACAAGGAAAAGACUCGGCUGGAGAUGGAGGCAGAGAGAGCAAUAGCUCUGGCAGUGAACAAGGCCCACAACGAAGCUAUUGUACAGUUGGACGACGCCUCACGCUCCGUGUUCAAGGAGAACGUCCGUCUUAACGAAGCGCUGAGGCAUCACAUGAAGGAGGCGGAGGAUCUGCAGAAACAAACAGACUCUCUGGCCAGGCAGAAUGCUCUGCUGGAACAGGACAAGAACACAUUUGAGAUGAUGGUCAAGAAGAACGCAGCCCAGAUGGUGGCCCAAAAGGAUGAGUUGUGGAAACUGAGGGCAAAGGUCACCUCUCUGGAGCAGACCCUCGAGCAAAACGCCAAAGAAGUGGAAGAAGGGGAGAGGAAGGAAAAGGAGAAGGCCUUGGUGAGAGCUUCAGCUGAGCAGGUAGAGAUGGAGAAGCUCCAGAAGGUUCUGGCCAUGCGUGAGCGAGAGCUGGGCCACAUCAAGCGCCUGGCGACCUCGGUUGUGAAGCAGCGCACGGAGCUGGAGAAGUUCUUCCACGAGGCGCUGGCACAGGUGAAGCAGGAGAUCGUGGACAGCAGGCAGCGAUACAAGAAGGAGGCCCUGCAGGCUUAUCGCUGGAAAGUGAGGGAAGCCACAGCUGGGAAACUCAAGUUCCCACCCAUCCGCACCUUCCAUAAGAGCCCCCACAGCACCAACUCUGUCCACGCAGACAUGGAGGCAGCGGCCGCAUGGACACACCAUCCUGGAAGCAAGGUGGAAAUAUCCGAUCUCACCUGGGAGCAGAAGGAACAAGUGCUCAGGCUGCUGUUCGCCCGAAUGAAUGGACAGACGCAGAGGAGAGUGGCCCAACAUCUGGCUCUGUCUGCCUCCUAUGAGAAGAAGAGCCUCAGUGACAGCGAUGCUGCCGGAAUUAGAGAGCAGCUCUCCCCGGCGACGUUCAUCACCCAGGCGCCUGAGCUCACUCUGCCCUCGAACCCUAACAGCCUGCCGGAUAUACACACCACAUGACCUCGGUGCGGCCUCGACAUUGCACAUCACACUCGGGAUUGAUUGCCUCUGCUCCGUGCGCUGCCCACACAGUGUCAAUCAUGCGUUUUAGCAGAAUGCAAGAUGUUUGUUUGUGCUCGUUAAAAAUGUCUUCACCGUGCAUGUGACUAUGGCUCAGCAGCUGAGCGCUUCACACGAAGAUCAUCUUGAGUUCUGUCAAAACCCAUUUGAUAACGUUGAACGGAACACAGAACAGUGACUGGCCUCUUCAUUAGGUACAUCAGGCGGGAUCGUACAGACCUUAAAUACUGCCCUAGUUCCUGGAGGCACAGAUUCCACAGGACAAUAGAACCGUCCCCGGGAGAUUUCCAUCCAUUUUUACAUCAGGCAGCUGUUGACGAUUCGUCUGCUGCACAUCUCAGAUGAAAAUCUCCAGUUUUGUCACAUUCCACAGCUUUAAUGGACUUUUUGUCUCAUAGGCUCUAUUUAAACUGAGUUACAGUGUGUUUUGACUGAAUCUUGUCAGAGUAAUUCUUCUCUUCCUUCAGGCAUCAUCAAGGUGUUUUCCCCUAAAAUAACUUAAAAAAAGACCAGCCUGUCUGGCACCAACAAAAAUCCAUGUUCAACAAAAGUUUAAAUUAUUUUUCUUUUUCAUCGCAAUGCAAAGUUUGACCUUGUUUUUUGACAGCGCUGAGUUCCUGCCGUGCAAUUGGCUGAUUAGGUAUCGGCACUAAUGAGCAGUGGAACAGAUGUCCCUAAUCAAGUGGCCAGUGAUAAUAUCUAGACAUAAGAGUUUUUAUUGAUAAUGUAUUUGUUUUUUCUUCACUUGCGUGCACUUCAGUUUAGGUUUACUAAGAUGUUAAGGAUGAUGCAGCACUUGCUGGUACCUAUGUUGACUUCACAAGUUCUCUUGUUGGCAUUUUUGGAGUCCAUGGAGUUCAGAUAUUGCAAUAAAUAUAAAAAAAUCUAUCUUGUAAUUUUUUUUUAAUUUAACAAGUGAAAUGACAAGAAAACAGAGCUUUAACAAGGUAAAACUGAAAUGACUUUUAGAAGUUCCAUCAAUCAUCACAUUGACUUUUUCUGGUGUGAGAUGGAGGGUAUCAAAGGAGCAUCCCAUGAAGGCUGAGUCUCAGCAGCACUGGCUCCACCUUGUGUCGAACAUAAUAUGAGCAUUUUUAGGUCAGUUAAAAAUAAUAAUCAGCACAUGACUAGCAGUCAACUGAAGUUAUCAUCAAUUAGAGUUAACAAUAUGAAGGAAUGAUUCAUGAAGGCCAAACUGAAGAACAACUCCUGAAUGUUCAUGAUGCUGAAGGUCCUGGGUUUGAGCCCCAGAGGAACUACAUACUUCUUGUGGCACCCUUAGGGACUUAAGGAAAGUUUUCAACUUGAUUCAAAAGUGGAGUAAAUUGUUUAAUAAUUGUUGUCAUGUCACUGACCUGUGUACACACACCGCAUGUGAAGGUUUCACUGAUGCAUCGAUGACAUGUACUGGAGUUUUAAAGUCACAGAUAGUGUGUGUUUGCAGGAACCCUGAGUGAUUCUCAGCAGGUCAACACCAGGUGUCAGUCUGUCUGGUGCAUCACAGAGAGGAGACUCAGACGAUGGCAGCCAACGACGGCUGAGCAGAUGCAGCAACGAUGAGAAAAUCCUUGCACACUGCGAUAAUUGGUAUGCUCAGUUCCUAAAUGGUGCUGUUCAAAGUAAAAUAGUCAACAUUCCUCCUUGUUGCAUCAUUUUUUGAAUGUGUUACAGGUUUCAGCAGAUCAGUUUGUGUUAAAGAAAACUGUAUUUUCUUUAUGCUUUUGCUAUGCAGAAUUACAGAUUAAUAAUUAUUUUUAUUUUUUUAUUCCAUUCCUUUUUAACAAGCCUUGUCCUAAAAUAUCUUUUGUAUUCACUUGUUUUUCAGGAAAGUUCUUUGGAAGAUCAGCGCUGGAAGAAAGGUUUGGCCUCUUCACACAAACCUGCAGACAAUGAGUGUUGCCCUUUUGUUAUUUGUAGUGUAAACU
Molecule: messenger RNA, 3598 nt
Organism: Cynoglossus semilaevis (tongue sole)
Lineage: Eukaryota; Metazoa; Chordata; Actinopteri; Pleuronectiformes; Cynoglossidae
Product: basal body-orientation factor 1
Exons: 11
Coding region: 39-1613 (524 amino acids)
Source: RefSeq, a predicted model, not a curated record